UCCGCGAAUAACCCCUCCGACUAUCCCGCCCGCUCGCAAGAUCCCGCAUCGCGCCAUGUGUCAUGUGAUAUCGACGACCCUCCAGUUCCCCGAGUCAUGAAUCCUCCUCCACAUUCUAGUAAUGGGCCGUCUGGUCGGGAAGACGAUGCGACGGCCUUGAACUCGACUCUCGAUUCGGAUCUAUCUUCUACCGAUCGAUUUGCUUCGCCGACGAAUAUGACUUCCGAGAUCGAUCGGCGUUUACAUGACGUGGGCGUUGCAGCUCUGGCUGCUGUGUCCCAGUACCCACGUGCGGUGGAUAAUGCGCACGGUGACUCUUUUAUGGUGUCGGAAGUCGUCAACGCUGUUACGAGUGCUGGCAGUCCUCCGGAUUAUCGGAAUUUGGACUCGGGGGUUUCUUUGCUGCCGGGGCACCGGAGCCGUUUUCAACAAUCUGGAAUGGGAGGUACCCCUUCAGCUGGACCGGAGUUUGUCUUUGGCUCGAACCCGAGUGGCGACGUCGAUAUGGAAACUAUUGUCCGGGACUUGCUUCACCGCACUGGCGGCCGGCAAAAUAUCGCCAUCGCCCCAGACAGUGACAUCGAGGAGGCUCAGAAGGACAUGGUUAUGGAUUACGAGUCUGCUACCAUGGAAGAUAAGCUGUCGCCGUCGUCGACGUCUGAUGAUGAGCUUGAAGACUUUCUCCGGUUCUAUCCGGACGAAGAGGAGUAUUAUUACCAGCGCAAGGAACGCCCGACGCAGGAAGCCGAAAUGCCGGACUGCGACCUGGAUGAUUUUUAUAACAGUAUAAGUUACGACGAUAUCGAUAUGGAUCUGCCCCAGACUAUUGGUUUGUCUAUUACUGAACCUUUGGGAAACUAUACUGAGGAUCAAAUGGACUUCGGUGGGCCACAUCCUGCAUCUAUAAUCCACACAUCCACAUACGAGCGGAACCUCACUAUCGAUGAAUUCAUCCAGCGCUGGAUGGUGUCAAUAAACGUCAUUCCCCAGGGCUUCCAUUCUGAAAGUCGAAUUCCACCACAGCUCCGCCCACUCUCAAAGAUGAUUAGCUGGAAACCGCCACUGGAGGUUGUUCGGCCGUCUGGAUGGAGACGCGAUUUUUAUGAUCUGCAGCAGAUCCCAUGGACAGAAACCUUGCGAGUGACGCGGUCAGAUGCACGAGCUGUCCGGGACGCCUGGUAUACCUCGUAUCACAACUUGGAUUACUCGCACCUCAGUCAUGCCAAGCGCCUUCCACAACAAGAAAGCUUUUUCCGCGAGAGUUCCAUGCACACUUCACACAAGGCAUCUAUCGAGCACUUCCAGCUUCGAAAUCUGAUGUCGACCCCUGCAUCCAACACCGUACAUUUCGCCUCCCGCUCGAAAGUGUUUUCGUGGACUCCAAACACUGGCGACGCACGGUGUAUAAUCGACAUGAGCCAGCCAGACCCAGAAUCAGGCUUCCUCGGACCGGUCAAAAUCUCCACUAUGAAAACAGCACACGGCCUCACAAUCGCAGGCGGCUUCUGCGGCGAAUACGCACUACGCAGCACCAGCGGAUCCGAACCCGGCAUAAAGGGUCUAGUAACACCGGACUUCAACGACGGCAUAACCAACCACGUCGACAUAAUCCCCAACCGCACCGGGCCCUCCCCAACCGGCGUCUUCGCCUCCAAUGACAAACACCUCCGCAUCCUCGACACAGAAACCAACAUCUUCACCUCCGACCAAGAACUCUCCCAACCAAUCAACUGCACCGCCACCUCCCCCGAUAGCCGUCUACGCGUGGUAAUCGGCGACUCACCAGACGCAUGGGUCAUCGAAUCCGACACAGGCCGACCAGUGCACCCACUCCGCGGCCACCGCGACUUCGGCUUCGCACAAAACCGUCAUCAUCUGGGACGCGCGCACCUGGCGUCCGCUCGAAACCAUCGACUCGGACGUCGCGGGCUACCGAUCGCUACGCUUUUCCCCGUUGGCGGCGGCCCACGCACUCUCCUCUGCACUGAGCCCGCGGAUCGGAUUUCUAUUGUCGAUGCACAGCUCUUCCGCUCGCGACAGGUGCAUGAUUUCUUUGGUGAAAUCGGUGGCGCGGAUUACGCGCCUGACGGGGCGGAGAUCUGGGUUGCUAAUACGGAUCGCCAUUUCGGUGGGUUCAUGCAGUAUGAGCGGAGGCAGUGGGGGCAGCGGGUUGGGUUGACGGAUUUGCCGUGUGAGUGGGUUACGGAGGAGGAGUUGGGGGUGGAUUCUAGGUGUGUUUUGAGUAAGAGGGAGAGGGGGUUGAGGUUUUUGAGGAAUUUGUCGGAUGAGGAGCAUGAUGCGUUGAUUCUUUGA
This is a messenger RNA of Penicillium mononematosum, 2313 nucleotides long. RefSeq lists its product as uncharacterized. Gene Ontology annotation, molecular function: protein binding. The record is from RefSeq and is a predicted model, not a curated record. The annotation marks the transcript as partial. Lineage: Eukaryota; Fungi; Ascomycota; Eurotiomycetes; Eurotiales; Aspergillaceae. The transcript is spliced from 3 exons.